This is a messenger RNA of Cajanus cajan (pigeon pea), 1730 nucleotides long. The record is from RefSeq and is a predicted model, not a curated record. Lineage: Eukaryota; Viridiplantae; Streptophyta; Magnoliopsida; Fabales; Fabaceae.
ACCAAUGGUAUCACGCAUGGAAUUUCCCAUUACUCUACCAAGAAGUUACAAAGAAAGUUCGAACAUGUUGCUUUUCCAUUUCCAUUAAGUAUGUAGCACUGUACAAGUAUUUGCUUCAUCAAUCAUUUCUCCCUUCUCCCUCUCUUUCCCUUCAAUUUCCCAUCCAAGAUGAGCCAAUCCGACUCCAGUUGGAUGCUUCCCAUCGAGGUGAUGCUGGGUUCCCUCUACCACGGCCAAGUCCAAGCCUGCAGUAUUUCAACCGUCACCGACGAGCUUCGUGUCCCAAACGUCGCAGCCUUCAAGCCCAAAGAGGUCUCCAUUGGACCCUUGCACAGAGGAACCACCCGCCACCUGCAGCGAAUGGAAGAGACCAAAUGGCGCUACAUGCGCGAGUUCCUCGACCGGAAAGGUCCCCAUGAGCAGCAAAAUAGAAGAUCAGAACAAAGGCUCCGAGAAUGCGGCACCGACAUCCUCAAAUUAGAAAAAUUAAUUAUCGCCAGUUACGGAGGUAACAUCGAAUCAGAGCCACAAGAACUGAGUAAAAUAAUGAUAGUUGAUGGUUGUUUUCUGUUAGAACUUCUCAUAAGACUAAAAGAUUUUAUCAAUGGUAAUGGUGAUACUAACAACAACAACACUACUAUUACUAAUACUAACAGUAACAACAACAAUAAUACGAAUAAUUAUUCCAAUGAUCCUAUACUAAAAAACGAGGAGAAGAUGGUGGCUGUUUUGAAUGAUAUCACGAAGCUUGAGAAUCAAAUUCCCUUCAUUGUUCUCAAGAAGUUGUAUCGAAAGGUCUUCCCUGAUGGUAGUAACAUCGACGAUGAUCAUCGCGUUGCGAAUAUUGUUCGCGAAGCAUUUGGGUACAAUGGUGUGGAUAACUCGGGGGGUGUCCACAUACUUCACUUGAUGCACUUGUCCACAGUGGAGCAGAACCAGCAAGAGGGGAAACUCGCGAAGCAAGAGUUGUUGCGGUGUGCCACGAGGCUUGUAGCUGCUGGAAUAGCGAUUGAAGGUGGAAGCACAAGGAAUCGCCAUAGGUUGGUGGAUUGGUUCAACUUUGAGAUAAGUUUCGAUGGUGAGGUGCUGCGGAUUCCGCAGUUGUAUGUUAAGGAAACGACGGAAGUGAGGUGGAGGAAUUUGAUUGCAUGGGAGCAGAGCAAAAUUUGGAUAAGGUGUAAGUACACUUCGUAUGCUUUGUUUUUCAAAGGUUUGGUUUGUUGUAAGCAUGAUGUUGAGCUGUUGAAAGAGAAGGGGGUUAUAGUGAACGAGGCUGGGAAGAGCAAUGAGGAAUUGUUGAAUCUGUUUCGAACGAUUUCCAAUGGAGCUGAGUACAUGGAUUCGAGUUAUGAGGUGAUUUGUGAGAGCUUGAACGCGCACAGAGUGAGGAAUGUCAGAAUAAUGGCUUUGCAACAAUUGCCUAUUGUGACUUGGCAUCGGUGCAGAGGGGUUUGUGAAACCAUUGUUUACUAUUGGUGGAACUGGUACAAAAUUUUGAUAAGGGAUCAUAUCCCCACAGUGUGGAAAUUCAUAGGAGUUUUAGCAGCUGUUGCGCUCCUUGUUCUCACUUUUAUACAGGCCUAUUAUGCUGUCCACCCCAAUAAAUGAUGGGUGUUUUCUAAUUUUACCAAGUUUCUAUUAGCAAACAUGGAAUCAAGUGGAAAGUGGGAUCAUGUGUCUGUAUAUUGGUUUUUUACCAAAUGAAUGAAUCAAUGAUUGAUUUUGUUUUA